Colletotrichum orchidophilum is the source of this 1599-nucleotide messenger RNA. RefSeq names its product diacylglycerol kinase catalytic domain-containing protein. The coding region runs from base 1 to 1599 and encodes 532 amino acids. Gene Ontology annotation, biological process: sphingosine biosynthetic process. The record is from RefSeq and is a predicted model, not a curated record. Gene Ontology annotation, cellular component: membrane; cytoplasm; intracellular membrane-bounded organelle. The transcript has 4 exons. Lineage: Eukaryota; Fungi; Ascomycota; Sordariomycetes; Glomerellales; Glomerellaceae.
AUGGCGAACCUCGCAGGGGAACACAACACGGCCCCGACUGUGACUGAGUCCAUCUCUGAGUCCUCCCAAUCCUACGGCAAGCCUGCCUCCAGACACGGCUCGCCCGAGACGGUCAAGGUCGACGGCAAUAAGUCUCUGACCCUAGCUUCGGAGAACCUCAUUUUGAAUGACCCAACAGCGAACAAAUCCAAACGGACUUGCGGUUUUGCUGGGUUUGGCGCAUCAGCGCCGGCAAUGCAAAGCGUCCCCUUAUACAAUGUCCUCUGGGCCGAACAGACGGGGAAGACACUCACGAUCGACUAUGCGAAACAGGUCAGCACGCAACGAGUACAGGCCGCAAAAUGGACUUUUACCGUCAACGACGCGGACGGCCCGGACGUCAGGUCCUGGAUCGACACCCUCAUGACAAGGGCAUACGGGCCGGCGAAGCGAUGCAAGAGAGCCAAGGUCCUGGUCAACCCGCACGCUGGACCGGGAGGCGCGGAAAAGAAGUGGCGCGUUGACGUCGAGCCUCUGUUCAAGGCGGCGCGCAUGCCCAUGGACGUUGACCUCACUACGUUUUCAGGUCAGGCUCUUGCGGUCUCGCGGGACGUGGACGUGGACGCGUUCGACACCAUCGUCACCUGCUCAGGCGACGGCCUUGCUCACGAGGCAUUCAACGGUCUUGGCCAGCGGCCUGAUGCGUCGCGAGCAUUGCAAAAGAUUGCCAUUUCGCACAUCCCCUGCGGCUCGGGUAAUGCGAUGAGCUGCAACCUGUACGACUCGCAUCGGCCGUCAAUUUGUGCUCUCGCCAUCAUCAAGGGAGUCGAAACCCCUGUGGAUCUGAUCAGCAUCACACAGGGCAACCGACGCACCCUCAGUUUCUUGAGUCAGGCUCUUGGCGUUGUGGCUGAGAGUGAUCUAGCUACUGAGCAUCUUCGAUGGAUGGGCGGCGCGCGCUUCACCUGGGGCUUCCUGACUAGGAUAUUCGAGAAAAAGUGCUACCCGUGCGACUUGGCCGUCAAGGUUGAGAUUGGGGACAAGGCUGGUGUCAAGAGACACUACAAGGAGCACACGCGCAGGGCGUUGGCAACACAUACGGGUGCCGGCGAACCCCCGAGGGCUGAGAAUGCCGAUGGCGCCUCGAGCCCAUCUGGUGACCAGGAAGGACUGCCGCCUCUGAGAUAUGGCACCAUCAAUGAUGAUCUCCCUGAUGGAUGGGAGCUUAUUCCCUAUCAGAAGAUGGGUAACUUUUACUGCGGGAACAUGGGAUACAUGGCUCCUAACGCCAACUUUUUCGCUGCAGCGCUCCCCAACGACGGUCUCAUGGACCUCGUCUGCGUCGAUGGAGACGUCUCAAUCGGUGCCCAGGUGAGUCUGCUCACGUCCGUGGAGAGCGGAAAAUUCUUCGACAACCCUGUGGCGUCGUACCGCAAGAUCUCCGCCUACCGCAUUAUUCCACGGAAUCAAAAAUCCGGGUACAUCAGCAUCGACGGUGAGAAAGUGCCGUUUGAGCCCUUUCAGGCUGAAGUCCACCGCGGUCUCGGCAAGGUCAUUUCGAAGCGCGGCAAGUACGAGGCCCCCGGUCCUUUGGGCUGGGAGAAGAUGUCUUUGGCCUAA